Pseudopipra pipra is the source of this 2439-nucleotide messenger RNA. Its product is annotated as myelin-oligodendrocyte glycoprotein-like. The record is from RefSeq and is a predicted model, not a curated record. The transcript has 7 exons. Bases 358 to 894 code for a protein of 178 amino acids. Lineage: Eukaryota; Metazoa; Chordata; Aves; Passeriformes; Pipridae. Gene Ontology annotation, biological process: regulation of cytokine production; T cell receptor signaling pathway. Gene Ontology annotation, cellular component: external side of plasma membrane. Gene Ontology annotation, molecular function: signaling receptor binding.
UCAGCCCCUCGGCAUCUGAGUCAUUGCUCCACAUCCUGUCCCGCUCCUGCACUUCCUCAUUCAAGGCAGAAGUGACCCUCAGCAGCACGUUUGGAUCUCAGCACACGCAGAAAAGAUACCGAGAGAUUCCAGAGCCUUCCCUCUCACUCCGGACAAGAAACCUAUAAGAGCCAACUGUCUCCUAUGGAAGCUGAGCAUUCCUAAACAUCCACAGAAGGUGGCAGUCCAGGUGACAGGACGCUGCAUGCACAUGUCAGUGACUGAGCUUUGUUUCCACAGACACAACUAGCAGCUGUGAAGCUGGUCUGGUGAAGCUCCCAACAGGGACAGAUUCCCAAGGGCUGGGAAGGCACAAAAAUGAAAUGGGAGACUGCACUCUGGAUGGUUGCCUGCUUACUGGUUGUGUCUCUACCCAGAGGUCAACCAGAAACAUGCCGUGCAUUUGUUGGAGAAACUGUUGUUUUGCCUUGCUCCACCACCCCUCCUGGAGAGCUGAUCUUUUCCAAGUCAAUGCUCUACUGGCAGAUCGACCAGAAGAUAGUGCACUUUUUUCAAAAAGGGCAGGAUUCACUGGGGACCCAGGACAAACGUUUCCGUGGCAGAACCAGUCUUUUUUUGGACCAGAUGAAGCACGGCAACCUUUCCUUGAAGAUCUCCAACGUCCAGUUACAGGACAAUGCUGAGUAUACCUGCAUCUACAAACAGGAUGCAGAUCAUCAAACAAAGAAAUCUAAUAUUAAACUCAGUGUCUCAGCCCCCCCUAGGACUGAGGAGACACCUUUUCCUUCUGCACAGAGUCAGAUUGCCUCCAGAAGCCCUCCUGAAACACCACGUCUGGCUGUGUUUUCCCUCUCUUUCCACCUCCUGGUCACACUGGGGGUUUGGCACUUGUAACCAGGGAAGCCAACCUUGUCUUUGGGAAGUUCUCCUCACCAGGGGACCUCACUGGGCAGAACAGGCCUGUAGGUUCCAGAGCCACGUGACAGAAACACCAGUAGCUGAAAACAGACUGAGCACUAGGUGUUUAUGUCCCACAUUUGGUUCCAAAAAACCAAAGGCAGCAAAACUCUGAGGUGGUAAAUCUGCUUUUUCGUUUGGUUCUUGGAGUCCAGUUUUAGUGCUGCCAGUGUGAACAUUUUAAUUUGUGGGUUUGCUUUAAUGACAGGAUAAAAGACUCACAAAACUACAGGGUCACAUUAUAACUGACCCUAGUGAGACAUUUUGCUUAAGAUCUCAUCUGCUGUCCUUCAGAGACCGCUGAAAGGAGGAGCAGGAGUAAUCACCCUCUGUAUCAGACAAAAACUGGAAGUUGCAAGGCCCUCCCAUUUUGCGAAACAUAAAAGAAGGAAACCUUGUGAAACUGCAGCCUGUGGAACUUUAGCUUCUGUUUUCACUCUUCAGCAUCAUGGGCCAUCAGUAAGAACAUUAUUUUUCCACAAGAAAUAAAUAAUUUCUUCAGCGGAAGGGUGAAGCUGAUUGAGAAAGAGGAUGGAAGUUCAUAAAACAUCAACACAGAAGAAGUAGUGAUGUAUUACUACCAAGUCCACUUCUAAAUCAGCCAAAAAGCUUUAGAAGGCUGAGUUCAGUAUUUUCUCUUUUUGUCAUGAAGCACUGCUCACCAAUGUGAGCAUCAUGGAAAAGAUGGAUACUUAAACUAAAACUGUGCAAUAAGAAAUUGUUACUGUGACAAUGUAACUUAGUUAAAAAGAGCACCUUUGGAGAGGGGGGAAGUAUUUAAAAACUCAUCAGAAUCAUUGUAACUGACACCUAUGCAAACUAAAUAGGUUUAUUUCUGGAAAUGUUUGAUUCAGGUAGCACAGAUGCUCCUGUGUAAAACUUAGGUUGGAAGGAUCCUGCAUACAAACAAAGUGCAGAAGUUUUGUUUCAGGCCAGAACUGCAACUACCCUAUUUCACAGCCAAAAAGCACCCAGAGGACAGAACCACUCCCCUGGGCUGGUGAUCAGCAGUGACUGCAACACUUCCCUCCUGGCUGAGCCCUCGAACAGGGGGAGUGAUUCAUAAGGACUUGCAUGAAGUCAUUUUGAUUUGGAACAGUUGCACCUUUUUCUUUCAAAGGAAAGAGAGGAAGGGAAUAGAAUAAAAUAGAACUUAAAAUGUUAUCCAUUGAGGUAAAGGAGAUGGUCACCUUUGACUUUUUUAACAAAGGGCCCUUUCCCCGUGGCGGGGAAGAGAGACAACAUCCCACGCCCAGACUGUGCUGCUGCUGCAGUGAAGCUCAGCAGGUACUUGGCUACUCUGGGUACAGAGCAGCUCAGUGCAACAGCUGGGGUUCCCCUUCACAGAAGGAUUUGAAUGUAAGAAUUGUACAUACUGUGAUUGUCUUUUUGUGUCCUACCCUCCAAAUGUUUGUCUCAGAUUUCAUGUAUUUUUCAAAAUGAAAUUUGAUUAAAAAUAAAAACCUAAAACAAAACCAAAAA